Messenger RNA from Anastrepha ludens (Mexican fruit fly), 1838 nucleotides. RefSeq names its product damage-control phosphatase ARMT1-like. Gene Ontology annotation, biological process: DNA damage response. The transcript is spliced from 7 exons. Gene Ontology annotation, cellular component: cytoplasm; nucleus. Gene Ontology annotation, molecular function: phosphatase activity. Bases 244 to 1629 code for a protein of 461 amino acids. The record is from RefSeq and is a predicted model, not a curated record. Lineage: Eukaryota; Metazoa; Arthropoda; Insecta; Diptera; Tephritidae.
GCACUGUAGACAGACACUUCAUAAACUCCUCUUCAAAUCUACGUCCAACUUCCAUAAGCUAGCUUAUCAUAAACUUCAGAUAACUGUUCAUCGAUGUUUCCGAUGCAUUGAUGUAUUUUGUACAUCUUUAGCUCGUCGUUAUAAAAUAAUUACGUUUGGAAUAUACGUCAGAAAAUUUGGUUGCAUCAGUUGUUAAGUUUAUGUGUAAAGAGUAAAGCCUCGUCAUGAUUCUAUAAUUGAAUCAUGAAGCCUCGUACUUUAUUGGCUUCGAAACAAAUUAUUGAAUUUGUUCUAACUGUGAAAAUGACCAGCAAAAACCUAAUGAAGGCCUGCCCGUUCUAUAUUGUUGAUAACAAAACUCCCAGGCAUACUCUUUUGUCUGCGCGGUACAAACAAAGUUUUGCCUACAAAACUAUGUGCUUCCGAUUACCUGGAAUCUUAAACAAUAUCGCUGAAGACAUAUCAAUAAAUACUGAAAAUAUAAUUGCUGAGUUCGGAGAGGAAAUUCGAAAAGACGUACAAUCUAUUAUAAGCAGGAUUUUAAAGCUAAAAUAUAAACUUGAAAACGAUUGUGUAAUGAAGACAUUUGAUGGAAAUGAACGGGACAAAAGCCUUUGGAAUGACCUUCUUAAGGAACUGAAUACUGAUUCUAACACAUUUUUAAGAGCUUGUUGGCUAUAUGCUGAAUGCUACGUGUAUCGACGUCUAUACUGCUUUUUUGAAAACCACACGACCCUUAAGGCAUAUGAUUACUUCUCACAUAAUAAACGGAAUGCCUUUGUAACCAGUACGGAUUCAAUGCUUGAAAUACUUCGCGAUCUUAAAACUAUGGAAACCCAUAUAUCCGAUGAUUAUUUAAAACUUUUGUUGAAGCUGAAUUUGUGGGGAAAUCGUUGCGACCUAUCAAUUUCUUCUGGAAAAGAGGUGAAACUUCAUGGCAAUCCGUUCGAACUUGUUAGAAAUUUGGAUACAAAGAUACUUGUUGAUCAAAGUUCUAAGAUUAUUGAAUGUCUUAAAUCUGCAGACUGUGGAAAUCCAGUGAUUAUUGAGAUGAUUUGUGAUAAUGCUGGUUAUGAGCUUUUUACCGAUUUUAUACUGGCCGACUAUCUAAUCGAAAGCAAAUUAGCUAGCGCGGUUCGAUUCAACUUAAAAGCUAUCCCCUGGUUUAUAUCCGAUGCAACAAUAAAUGACUUUCGUUGGAGUUUACAAUUUAUGAAGGAUCAUACAUCGAGCGCUUUACGAGACUACGGCAAAAAAUGGCAAACAUUUGUUGUGGAAAAUAAAUUCCAAGUGGCUAAUUUAAACUAUUUUUGGACAAGUCCCUACGAAUAUUAUAGGAUGCCUGCAAUCGAUCCGGACUUGUAUGCAAGACUUUCUAAAGCUCAUUUAGUGAUUUUCAAGGGAGACCUAAACUAUCGCAAGCUUAUCAGUGACUUUUCUUGGGAUUCUACAGAGUCUUUUACAACAUGUUUAAGAGGCUUUCAACCAACAAAUGUGUGUAGCCUUCGUACUGUCAAAGCCGAUUUGAUAUGUGGUCUUGCAAAGGGGCAAGCAGAUAUACUAGAUAGGGAGGAUAAAGAUUGGAUGACAACUGGUGACUACGGAACUAUUCAAUUUUCGGGCAAAUGAUUUACCUGAUACAUAUGCACAUACUAUAAAUGUAUGUAUAUAUGCAUACUCCGAAAUUUGCUUGAUUUCAUCAGAAGAUUUAAACCUAGCAUUUAUGUAGAUAUAUAUGUACAUAUGUAGAAUAACAUAAUAUAAUCUAAAUGUAUAAUAAUAAAGACAGUGGGCAUUUGACAUAAAUGUUUUAAGUUUUUACUUCAUUAAUUAUUUUU